Messenger RNA from Oryza sativa Japonica Group (Japanese rice), 804 nucleotides. The record is from RefSeq and is a predicted model, not a curated record. NCBI's taxonomy places the organism in Eukaryota, Viridiplantae, Streptophyta, Magnoliopsida, Poales, Poaceae.
GUCCCACCCCCCCCCCCCCGUACGCUCCUCCCCCAUUUCGAACGGAUCCGGGCGCAGGGUGCGAGUGCGUGAGGCCCAAUCCCCAAAUCCCCCCCCCCCCUCGCCGCCGCCGCCGCCCGUCUGCACGCAGGCCUCCUCGUCGCUUCACUUCAUCAACAAUCAAGAUGAGUCGUGGUGGGAGUGCCGGUGGUGGCCAAAGUUCUCUGGGUUACCUUUUUGGAGGCAAUGAGGCCCCUAAGCCAGCUGCUAAACCAGCACCUGCAGCUGCACCUGCACCAGCGCCAGCACCAGCACCAGCUGCGGCUGUGGCUGCUCCUGCUGAGAAACCAUCACCUGCAAAGGCUGAUGCCACCAAGCAGAUUCCAGCUGGGAUUCAGGGCAGCCGGAGCAAUAACAACUACCAUAGAGCUGAUGGCCAGAACACUGGAAACUUUCUUACGGAUCGCCCUUCGACCAAGGUCCAUGCUGCCCCUGGUGGUGGAUCUUCCCUGGGCUACCUCUUUGGUGGAAACUGAAGGAGUGAUCCUGGUGCACUGUAGCACCGGAUGAAGAAGGAAGUCUACCGCUAUCCUUGUUUAUCAGAACUGGGAACCCCCAUUGUUUUAUCAUUCUCUAUGCAUGUCCCGUACCUAUGACUCCGUGGCAAACACCCUGCCUGGGAUCAUGAUCCUGUCGCUUAAAUUUCGAGGCAAAUCGUAUGCCUGAAUCUUCCAAAAUUAUCGUGUGCCUGUGCCUUGGUUUCAGUCACGUUCAUGUCUAUGUUUUUGCUCAGGAUUAUAUGUAUGGUAGUAAUCGUUAUCUGGA